AUGAAAGCACUUGAAUACAUAUCAGAUGAAGACAUUACUAGUAACGUGUUGGGUGGUUCCUCUUCUUCUUCUUCAAAAACACCAUUCUUCCCAUCAUUAUCUUCUCUCAUAUUAGACGAAUGCCCAAAUCUGAAAGGAUGGUGGAGGAAUUCAGAUGAUGAUGUUAAUGAGCCACACCAUCUCUUACUUCCAUCAUUUCCUCCUUGUCUUUCUAAAUUACAGAUUCUCGGAUGCCUUAACUUGACUUCCACGCCCUCGUUUCCAUAUUUGAAAGAAGAGUUGGUAUUGCGUAUCGCUAGUUGGAAGGCAUUGGAGCAAACAAUGAAAAUGGGAGCAACCACAUCAACCUCCUCCUCAUGCUACUUUCCUCUCUCUCAAUUACAAUAUUUGAAGUUAUAUUCGGUCAACAAUUUAGAAUCUCUUCCAGAGGAGUGGCUGCAGAACCUCGUUUCUCUUCGAAAACUCGAAAUUUGCAAAUGUGAUGGACUCAUAUCUCGCCCUUGGAUAGCCAACCUCACAUCACUACAAUUCCUUACAUUUUGGGAGUGUCCCAAUCUAACAUCACUUCCUCAAGGGAUUCGUAGUCUCACCUCUUUAACAGAGUUGAAAAUUACUGAUUGUCCCCUCUUACGGCAAAGAUGCAAGGGGCAAUUAGGUGAAGAUUGUUCCAUCAUUGCUCAUGUCCCACGUGUGAUUUUGGAUUACGAGAACCAGCAGGAAGAAACAAUUUUUUCAGAACUGAACACCAAUUCAUUUGUUCCUCUUCAUUCUGCCUUUUGA
This is a messenger RNA of Quercus lobata, 780 nucleotides long. Its product is annotated as Leucine-rich repeat (LRR) family protein. The record is from RefSeq and is a predicted model, not a curated record. Lineage: Eukaryota; Viridiplantae; Streptophyta; Magnoliopsida; Fagales; Fagaceae. The coding region runs from base 1 to 780 and encodes 259 amino acids. The transcript is spliced from 2 exons.